UGUCAUGGUGCCUAAAGGUUGAUUUUGUUUUUAUUUCAUAAUUUCAUAAAGUCGAGCCCAUAAAAAAGUUAUAAUGAACAGAAUAAUUUUGAAUCAUUGUCGGUGUUUAAAAAAAUCAACUUUACAAUGGGAGACAAGGCAGUAUCAAAACUUUCCAUACUUAACGCUUUCAAGGUCAUUAUCCUAUUACACAACUCAGCCCAUUGGAUUGCAGUAUGAUAUUAGUCAGAAACCUUUCAACACAAGAGUGUUUUAUCAUCCCUAUGUAAGAACCAUAUCUACAAGUAAGUACCACUAUGAGAAAGAGCCUUUGAAACCAUCCUCCAAGGUAGAAGCAACAGUUGAAACUAUCAAAAAAGGUAUUGAGGAGAAAGAGAAACUCCCAAAAAAGGAGGAAGUUAAGAAAAGUUUGAAAGAAAAGAUUAUGGGUGAAUUGAGACACUAUUACCAUGGCUUUAGGCUACUGUUUAUUGAAGUCAGAAUAUCUGCAUCAUUAUUAUUUAAGAUUUUGAGAGGUCAGUCCUUAACCCGCAGAGAACACAGACUGCUGGUGACUACAAUUGGUGAUAUGUUCAGAAUGGUGCCAUUUAUCGUAUUUAUAGCUGUGCCGUUUUUGGAAUUUGCUCUACCUUUAUUUAUCAAACUGUUUCCAAAUAUGUUGCCAUCUACCUUUGAGAGUCGCAGUCAAACAGAAGCGAAGCUCAAACAGCAUUUUAAGGUAAAACUGGAGAUGGCCAAAUUUUUCCAAGAAACAUUAGACCAGAUGGCUCCUCAAGCUAGCAAUAGACAUUCAGAUUUAUCUAAAGAGUUUUCAAGUUUCUUCAAUAGGAUUCGUACAUCCGGUGAUGUGGCAACCAGUGAAGAAAUAAUGAAGUUUUCUAAACUUUUUGAAGAUGAAAUAACUUUAGAUUCACUUCAAAGGCCACAUUUGGUUGCUCUAUGCAAAGUUUUAAAUGUUUCCACAAUUGGUACAAGUGCUAUGUUGAGAUUCAACUUAAGGAUGAAACUGAGAUCUUUAUCAGCUGAUGACAAGAUGAUUGCAAAGGAAGGUGUGGACAGUUUGAAUUUUAGUGAGUUACAACAAGCAUGCAGAGCUAGGGGUAUGAGAGCAUAUGGGGUAUCAGAAGAACGGUUACGUAAAGAACUCAGGAACUGGUUGGAUUUGUCGUUGAAUGAGAAAGUUCCACCAUCGUUACUUCUGUUGUCAAGGGCAUUAAUGGUUCCAGAGCAUGUGCCCACAACAUAUAAACUUAAGGCUACUAUCUCAGCACUACCAGAACAAGUUGCCACCCAAACAAAGGCUGCGAUUGGUGAGAAAGAAGGCAAGCUUGAUUUCAAGACUAAAUUAGACGUCAUUAAACUUGAAGAAGAGAAGAUCAAAGAAGAACAGAAAGAGUUACAGGAAGCGGAAAGAGAAAAAGAGAUCCUGGAAGCUAAGAAACGCGAGAAGGAAGAACUUAAAGACAAAGCACCAAUUCUUGAUGAAGCCAGCACUCCUGUUAUGGUAGACCCAGCACCGAUUAUAUCAGUGGAUUCGGUUAAGCCGAAAUCCGAAGAAGGCCUGUCUGGCAAAGACAUUGAUGUUAUUGAGGAUGCUUUAGAGAAAUUAGCUAUACAGAAGAAGUCCCUGCUCCUCGAGAAGGAGAGCAUUCAAGAGCUCAAGACUGAGUUGCUGGACUACAGCGAGGACGUAAUGGAAAUGAACGAGAUGGUGAAGACCAAACAGGCGGAUAUCAAACUCUCUAAAGGUGCUAGGAGAUUAUACCGUGCAGUGAACAAUAUGAUUAGCAAGCUGGACGCUACCCUAAUCGAGCUAGAGAAGAAAGAAGAGGCGUUGAAAACCACACUCGAGCAAACCAAAACCGAGCCUCAGAAAGCUAAAGAACAGCUCAUACAGAUUGAUGAGUUAAUGCAUUCCAUUAAGAGCCUACAGAAAGUUCCUGAUGAAGCGAAACUCAAGCUUAUCCAGGAUGUGCUUGGAAGGCUGGAUGACGAUUUUGAUGGGCAGUUGAAGAUUGAUGAUGUUUUAAAGAUGCUGGAAAUAAUAGGCAACGAAAACGUGAACCUGUCAGAGAAGCAAAUGGCUGAGCUGAUCGAGCUCCUGGACAAAGAGGAGAUCCUGGAGGUGGAGUCUAAGAUACAGAAGGCGUUGGAGAAGGCUGCCAAAGCAGCCAAGGAACAGGACAAGUCUGAAUCUGACGGGAAGAGUCUAUUCGAUCUAAUACGAGAAGCGCAGAAGCGCAGGGAAAUGAAGAAGGCCGUAGAGAAGUUCGGGGAAGACCCGAGCAUGCCGAAGAGCGAGGACAUCGUAGCCAAACAGGAAAUACCGAAGCGGCCGGAAAGCCAAUAAAAUCACAGAAACCGCUACUUAAUUAUGUCGGAUACGGUGAUAAUUUUAUUUCUCCUAGUGAAUAUGUCAAUAUGACAGUCGGAUAAGUUGGCACACCACACUUUGCUAGGAUAUAUAUUUAUUGAGGGUAUUUGACUAUAUUUUUUUCUGCCUGAUUCACAACGGGCUUACUAUCAUAGCUUUAGGUAGUAUUAUUUUAAUGUUGCUCAUGUUUUUACUUCAGUAUAGGGAAGAUUACUGAAAACUUUUAGGCAGAGGGCGCUGUGCGCUUGUUACUUGUCAUUUGUCACCAGUCUGAAGUUAUGGGUCUGUGAUAUGAAUCAAAACAAAAACUUUUUAAUGAAAUAAUUAGUCAAAACGCCCUCUAGGCGAAACUAGUUUACACUGGUCUUGUCCAUAAUUGUAAUCCUUAUUUUGCGAACUUUGAAUGAAAGAAAGAAAGAAUUUGGGAAUUUUGUCUGUUCCGGUGGGGCUUUGCCCGUGGCUAAAAACUGAUUAGGGGUACGCCUUAACAGGUUAGCCCAUAACCAUUCCAUUAUCACCAGGUGAAAUUGUAGUAGAGGGCUAACUUGUUUGUAAUGGAAUAAAAAAAAUUAAAACCAUUUUUUUCAUACCUAAAAAAAAGCAUGUCCCUAAUUUAUGUAAGUGUCCUUAACAUAUUAUGUUACAGUCCAGUAAUUUCUUUUAUUAUCGUAUUUGAAAUUGCACGAGCGCUGUGUAUCGAACUCAGACGACUGACGUUUUUUAUAUAUAACCGAUUUCCGAACGAGUGGCAGAAAAGAAAAUAGUCAAACGCCUUAUAUUAUAAACUCGCCUAGAAAUAUUUCAAGGCGAUGUAUCCGAUUUCUUACGAUGUUAACUUAGAACAAUUGUUUAACAUGUUACCUUGUGACAAUAAGCAUUUUUGUACUAAAAUAUGAGAAUACCCUUUAAUAUUUAAUCACUCUGUGUAUAUAUUAUCACUGUCGUUUAAAAAAUAUAUAAUUCCACACCGUACAAAGUUAUAUUUAAAUAUUAUGUUCAUUAUUUAUUUUUAUUUUGGUUCGUUCAGAGAUUUAUUGUUAUUAUUUAUACCAUUGACCUCUAUUAACAUUGGACGUUUUGCUGUCACUUUGAUAUUGUCUCGAAUUGGUUGCCGCCAUUUUGGCGCUGUGAACGUGAAACUAACAUUUUAAUAACUAAAACACUAUAAUUUUAGUUCAAGAGUUCCUAGUGUGAUCUAUCUAAGUUUACUUAUUCGAUCGUGUGUAAGUUAACUACGAUUUAUAUGGUAUCGAAAGAGCGGCAUCUAGUGACAAAAUUGUUUCCUAGUAUUGUUAGCGCCAUCUUGUGACAAAACGGUUUCCCAGUAUUGUAACUAAGAUGGCUCUCCUAAAAUACCAUAAAAAUUAUAGUAUACACAAACGAAUAAUUAAACGAGAGAUGAACUUGAGUCAAAUUUGGCGUUUGGAAUCGGGACAAGAUUUCAGCUUUCCUCUGUCUUAGAACGACCAGUUCUGUGGUAAUAUUCGGAGUCAGUUAUUUGUCUGUGAUCGCCGUUCGAUGUCGUAAAAAGUGGCUUUCUUAGUACCUAAGGAUGGAAUUAGAUGAAUUUCAGGAGCAUUCACUUUGCAAAAUUUGUUUUGAAUUAAUCUGUAAUGCAAGCACGUUUGUUUGUUCGCAUAUACAUACUUGCUAAAAACAAAAAAAAAGGUCAUAUGCAUUAUGUAAUAUGGUCAGCUAAUUUGUUUAUCAAUUUGUUAGGACAACAUUUUAAUUUAUUUCUAGUAUGCUUACUCAAUUCAAGUGAAUGUCAAGUCUGUCUGUUUGUAGUGACUCUACCAAGACAGAUUCUACAGGAUUUCGAUUUCCGUGUCGGGCCAAUUAUUAGGUGUAAAUUAGGCAUUGAGAAACUAGAUCAAUUCUAGACUAAAAUUUUCAGUACUAGCCUGGAGUUUGAAUACUUCCGAUGAGAGCACGUUAAGCUGGCCUUUCCGGGUAUUAUGACUUGUAUUUGCUAAUAUUCGUUAUAGCCUGCCUGACUAACCGCAUUGGAACAGCGUUGUGGGGCAAAAGUCCUUCCGUCUGAUGAUGAUGUAAUCAGCUCAUUUGUCAUCAUGUUUAUGAUCUUAAGCUCAUUAGGUAUAAUCUAUACUUUUAAUAAUGUUUUCAUAAACCUAUACCAAGCUAAGAAAAGGUAGCAAGUUGCAUCUAGAAUCCUGAGUGUAGCGAGAGGUUUAGGGGCGCCCAAAACCAAGGUAGCAUUAAACCUGAGUGGAAUACUCUAGUUUUCGCAUAUCGUCUAGUAUACCUGAUAAAACAUCUUCAUCGCACUUGCAUUCACACACUACAUUCUUGGACUUUUAAGUAAAGUUUGUAUCUCAUGUAGACUCAUUUUAAAUUCAACUGGGAAAUACAGUUGUUAAAGGGUUCUCAUGCGACUAGAAACAGUGCACAGUUUUUUCAAAUCCGAUCUUAAGCAUAAACUCACCGUUACCUGAGAGCCUGUUCUUAGCUCAGUAUCGGUUUAUCAAAGCGAAUAGUGACAAUAAUGUAUCACUAUUUUAUAACGAGAGUAUGAAAUUUGAUACGGAUAUUUUGUUCUAAGAGGGCCUAUUAAUGUUUCAGUGUGUAUGCGGCUUUAGUUUAUUUAAUUUUAAAGCCUCGUUUCCUUUGCGUAAAUCUGCAGUUUAUAUAAAAAAUGCAAAAGUAUUGCAAAAGUAAGCAAAAAAUCUACUUUGCAAUAUAUAUAUACUAUAUAUAUACUGUUCUGUGUCCACUAACUUCUGUCACAAAAACCUUCUUGUAACCUGAAAAAGUCCUGCAAGCUGGUGUAUGCUGUAGCAAAAACGUUUCUAAUGCAAAGUGGAAACGCGGCUUUAGUUUAAGUAUUAGCACAAAGUUAUUUUUAUGUGUAAUCCGUUAUUUUUGUUUUCACGUUAUCGUUUAAAACAUGUACAUAUAUUAUUCAAUAUAUAUUUUAUAUCUUGCAAUGCAAAUCAUAAUGGAUUUGCAAGGGGAUGAAAUUAUAUAAAAAAGAAAUAUUUAUCUUUUAUACAAUAUUUGGGAGUUACUGCCAAGGCGAAUGCCGAAAAUUUGCUAAACCACGUUUUAAAUUACUAUCCAAACAUUCGCGUACAUAUUUUGAACGUCAUUCUGGAUAUAAAAUUAAAUUUUUAAAACCUUCGUUAACGUUCUUUACCUUAGAUUAAAAGCACCCAUAAAAUCGACUUGUCUUUAAGAUCGGUACGAUCGGUGACAGAAGCGACAUGUCGUCGCAUCCGGUCUUUCAGGUAAAGAUGGUGAAACAGAAAAAAAUAAUUCGUUAUUUUUGAAUAUAUUUUACAUGAAUAAAUAAAUUUAAAAGUGAUACUGAACUUAAUAAUCGAAUUAAGAUUAACAUAGCUAUAUAAAAGUAAAGAAUAAUAAUAGAUGAUACUAUUCAACAUAGAUGGCAUAUAAUGCAGUUUACAUUUGUAACAUAAAAUAGUUUAUGUGUUAUAAUAUUUCUUUUGAGCUUUUAAAAAAGUCAUAUUAGUAUAUGCAUUUUUUAGGCAAGUGCGCUCUAAUUUAGACCUAUGCUUUUUUCAUCAGGCAUUCUCUUGUCAAGCGGUAGCCUAUAUAUUGAAAAAAAAGUGAUGUUUAAUUAUUUACGUUCAAUAAUAGAAUGUUCUGACAAACUGUGAAGUUUUAUUAUAAUACAGAUGUCGUAAGGUA
Molecule: messenger RNA, 6046 nt
Organism: Pararge aegeria (speckled wood butterfly)
Lineage: Eukaryota; Metazoa; Arthropoda; Insecta; Lepidoptera; Nymphalidae
Gene: Letm1
Product: mitochondrial proton/calcium exchanger protein
Exons: 7
Coding region: 74-2350 (758 amino acids)
Biological process (GO): intracellular monoatomic cation homeostasis
Cellular component (GO): mitochondrial inner membrane
Molecular function (GO): ribosome binding
Source: RefSeq, a predicted model, not a curated record